This is a messenger RNA of Lycium ferocissimum, 1823 nucleotides long. Its product is annotated as serine/threonine-protein kinase WAG1-like. Gene Ontology annotation, biological process: protein phosphorylation. Gene Ontology annotation, molecular function: protein serine/threonine kinase activity; ATP binding. The transcript has a single exon. Bases 128 to 1594 code for a protein of 488 amino acids. Gene Ontology annotation, cellular component: cytoplasm; nucleus; plasma membrane. NCBI's taxonomy places the organism in Eukaryota, Viridiplantae, Streptophyta, Magnoliopsida, Solanales, Solanaceae. The record is from RefSeq and is a predicted model, not a curated record.
AUUCGAUUCUUCUUUAUAUAACUAUUGCAAAUGUCACUUCCUCUCUCAAUAAUUCACCCCAUUCUACAAAGCUAAACGAACAAAAACACCAAAAUUUUCUCCUUUUGAUAACCCAUUUUAGACAAAAAUGGAAGAGUUAGACACCCUUUAUCCACCCGAUUCUGAUCUUGAUCUUAGCUUUACAAGUUGUGCUUCUAUUACCACCACAACAAGUGAUCGCACACUCAGUGCUAGAAGCAGUUUAGCUCGUAGCAGCCUUACACUGAGCUUCAACGACCGUCUUUCAUGUACUUCCACUACAAACAACCCCUCAGCGGAAAUCCCCAACUUCCACAGGCGUGCACACCGACAACACGACCCGAAUUGGUCUGCAAUUAAGGCAGUAACUACACUUUCCUCUGACGGAGCUCUACAUCUCCGGCACCUUAAACUCCACCGCCUUGUCGGUUCAGGAAACCUCGGCCGUGUUUUCUUAUGUCGUCUCCGUGAUUAUGAUCAUGCCAAUUUUGCCCUUAAGGUUAUUGACCGUGAUGUCCUUACAGCCAAAAAACUCUCUCAUGUUCAAACAGAAGCUGAUAUUCUCUCCUCUUUAGACCACCCAUUUCUCCCUACGCUUUACGCUCAUUUAGAAGUGUCUCACUACACUUGCUUGCUCAUUGAUUUUUGCCCUAAUGGUGAUCUCCAUAACUUGCUCCGAAAGCAACCUGGUAACCGGCUACCUGUCGAAUCAGUCAGAUUCUACGCAGCUGAGGUACUCAUAGCACUAGAGUAUCUACAUUCCCUUGGAAUAGUCUAUCGUGAUUUAAAACCAGAAAAUAUCCUGAUUCGCGAGGACGGUCACAUUAUGCUCUCGGAUUUCGACUUAUGCUUCAAAUCCGACGUGUGCCCAAAGUUAGAUUUCACCACUAGGAUUCAAGAACGAUCAAAGAGAAGAUACAGCAGUAGUUGCUACGGUGACCGGCUACAGGAAGAAACGGUGACCGAGUUCGUCGCAGAGCCAACGGGUGCAUUUUCAAAAUCAUGCGUUGGGACACACGAGUACUUAGCCCCGGAGUUAAUCAGUAGUGACGGGCACGGUAACGGUGUUGAUUGGUGGGCAUUUGGUGUGUUACUAUACGAAUUAGUUUACGGAAGGACCCCGUUUAAAGGUAACAGUAAAGAGUCCACCCUGCGCAAUAUAGCGUCCAGUAAAGGAGUGAAAUUUUACGUGGAAAACCCUCAAGGAAAUAACGAGUCAGGAAUGAGUGAAUUGAGAGACUUGAUUGAGAAAUUAUUGGUUAAGGAUCCAAGAAGGAGGCUAGGAUGCGCUAGGGGUGCAACGGACAUUAAACGUCACCCAUUUUUUAACGGAAUAAAAUGGCCGUUAAUUAGAACUUACCGGCCACCGGAAGUACGGGGAAUAACUAUAAAAAGGAGUAAGAGUAAGGCGCACGUGAUCAGUCACGUGACCGGAGGAGCAUCAUUACCAAGAAGAAGGCGUUGUUGGUGGAAAAGGUUGGGGGAUCUAAUGAGAAUUAAGGGAUCUAAGUAUAAUUUAAAUUCUAAUCAUAAUUAUUAUUGUCAUACUAAUCACAUGGAUAGAAAAUGUGCGUGAAUAUAUUUCAGCCUUUUUUAACCAUUUAUUUACAUUGUCUUUUUUCCACUUUAUAUUUUGUACAAGUUUGUAAAGGAGGUGGCAGAGAACAUCAAUUUUGGGGGAGAUGUUCAUUUUUUUUCCCUUCUUGGUUUGUUUCCUUUUUGAGGGAAAUUUCAUAUACAUAUUUGUAAAUGAAAAAGAAAGUAAUGGAAGAAAAAGAAUUUACUUAAUUUUGUAUCAUUGGUAA